Tachysurus vachellii is the source of this 5354-nucleotide messenger RNA. Its product is annotated as testis-expressed protein 2-like. Gene Ontology annotation, molecular function: lipid binding. The transcript is spliced from 13 exons. Bases 233 to 3409 code for a protein of 1058 amino acids. The record is from RefSeq and is a predicted model, not a curated record. Gene Ontology annotation, cellular component: endoplasmic reticulum. Lineage: Eukaryota; Metazoa; Chordata; Actinopteri; Siluriformes; Bagridae.
UUAUCAGCAGGCUGAGACAGAAAGACUGGGUGAAAAGCUUUGACAACGGCGCGUGAAGGAUAACACACACUUUGAGUUCCACGUCUGUUUUAGCACAAAAGUGUUUUUUUAGGUGUUUAAAUGGAAAAUGAGGAGGGACGUACCUGAUAUCACCUGUCUCUGGACAGUGGCUGGAGAAGGACAGGAGUAAAUGGCGCUGAGCUCCGGGCUCUGAGACAACUGGAGCACCGUGAUGGCUAGCAGAGAGGGUGGUCAUGUUGAUCGACCCCUGCUUCCAUCUAUAAGGCCAUCUACUGCUCCAAAACUAAAUGUGCAGCGCUCGCUUUCCCGAGAGACCAUUACCAUCCAUUUCUCUGCAAUGGGCAAUGAAGAGGAUCAGGAGGAAGAAGGCAUAUACGGACCAUUAUACCUGCCGGCUGACGAAGUGACGAACAGUCAAGGAGUAGUAACUGCUUUGGAAGCAAGUGAAGACCUUGUACUUGAAGGAGACACAGAGAUGAAGUCUAUCAGUAAUGAUGAUGCUGAGCUUUUUUCAGUCAUGCCAGGCCAACAGAACGCUAAUAAAGAAGAACACAGUUUUACAUGCACUGCUUCUGCUGAGCCUACAAAGGGGACAGGAUCCUCAUCACCCUCCGCGAACUCACCUUCCAAAUCAGUGUCACUUCCCUCAAUGGAUAAGGCCUUUCUCAACCUGAUGAAGUCUUUGUCUACAGAUUUUGAGCCCCGGGAAGGAGUCCCCGCUCCUCCUUCUUUGCGCCAUCGGCAGUUGAUGAAGAAUCUGGUCAAAUCUUUAUCUACAGACACAGCCCAGGAGUCUACUGGAUCAAACCGCUCCUCGGACUCCCGCCUCAACCUGCACCUCUUCAAACAGUUUACUCAACCCCGAACGACAACAAGUACAGGAGACUCCAAAACUGCUCCAACAUCUCCCUUAACCUCACCUGACAACCGUACCUUCUCCUUCAAGGUGUCAGAGGUGGAGGCCCGCAUUGAAGACACGAAACGACGUUUUUCAGAAGCCAUUUCAGAUCCUUUGCACUUGAUUAGCAAGUUUAUUGGAGAUGAGACUUCCAGUAUUUACAGACCUAAACCUCUUUCAUCCAGUGCCACAGAAUUGACAAGUUUUUCCGCUCUAAAUGGCCAUCUUGAAAGCAACAAUAAUUACAGUAUCAAGGAAGAAGAAGGUGACCUGGAUGGUGAUGGUGUUACUCCAGAGGCAACUGAGCUGGCCUCAGCUGCUGAAAGCAAGACUGCCAAACCUUGUUCAUCCUCUAUGGGAUUGGACAAGUGCUCCAUGUCUGCACUAGCCAAACAGGACGACGAAGAGUUCUGUGAACUGUACAGUGAGGACUUUGAGUUGUCUGUUGAUACAGAGGUGCAAGUUGAUGAAACUGAGUGCAGGAGCACCGGAAGCAAUGUUUCCAAGCCUGUCAGUAAGAGCACAAACACUUUUAGUGAAGAUGAAAUGGAUUUGGUAUCGGCAUCUAGUAUUCCACAUAAGACUUUGUUAGCUCUGACCAUCAUUACCUAUGGAUACUUUAUUCUACCUUUGCCCCCUUACUUUGGAGGAAUGUUGCUGGGUGUAGCACUAGGGUUUAUGCUAGCCAUUGGUGUAGUGUGGCUAACAGGCCCAAAGCUACCAGGAAUCAGAAGAGCGCAGAGGGAUCUUUGGAAUGUGGCACAGCUGGAUAUCAAAGAGCCAGGCAUAUUCAAGGGCUGGAUGAACGAGAUUCAGAACUACAACCCAGAAACCUACCAUGCUACUCUGACCCACUCUGUGUUUGUGCGCUUGGAAGGCUCCACUUUGCGAAUUUCCAAACCUAACAAGAACAUCACCCGGCGAGCUAGUUACAACGAGCCCAAGCCAGACGUCACGUACAUCAGCCAGAAAAUCUAUGAUCUUACAGAUGGCAAGGUGUCCCUGGUGCCCCAGAGUCUGGCCAGAAAGCGGGUGUGGAACAAGAAGUACCCGAUAUGCAUUCAGAUUGCCAAGCAGGACGACUUCAUGUCUAAAGCAGAAGCAGCCAGCGAAGAGAAGGACAAUCAGGAUAUUGCCGGUUCACAGGAUGGAGGAAGGGUGGGUUCAGACCGUGAACUGCCCACCAUUUACUUGUUUGGAAGAACAGGAAGGGAAAAAGAGGAGUGGUUCCGGAGAAUACUUCUAGCAUCGAAACUCAAAUCUGAAUCAGCUAAGAAGCCAGUGAGCUUGCCAACUAGUAAGAGUGUUCCAGCGUUGUCUCAUAGCCGCAGCAGUAGUAGAGGGAGUCUGGAUGAGCUCCUGUCAUCUCAGGCAGCUAAGAAAGAGUUGAGUGCCAGACAGAGGCCUCUGUUGGACUACAGUAUUUACAUGGCCAGCUAUGUCGGCACUUCUAAAGAGACCAGUACCAACACCAGUCCUGGAGAAAGCCCACACAGCAGCCCUGGGGUGGGCAAAAAGUUGCCAAGCAGCCCAGUAAAAGAAAAAGAGGAGGUUUCUGUGAGCUGGCUGAAUGCUCUGAUUGGCCGGAUCGCGUGGGACUUCUUCAGGGAGCAGCACUGGUCUGAAUGGGUGUCCAAGAAGAUCCAGAUGAAGCUCAGUAAAAUAAGGUUGCCUUACUUCAUGAACGAGCUGACGCUGACCGAGCUUGACAUGGGCGCUUGCACUCCCAGAAUCCUUUGGGCCUCUCAACCCUCAGUGGAUCAUCAAGGUCUCUGGUUUGAUGUGGAAAUCUCCUACAAAGGUUCAUUCCUCAUGACUCUGGAGACAAAGAUGAAUCUGUCACGACUGGGGAAGGAGGGCGAGGCUGUUGGCGAGUUUGGAAAAGACGGGCACAGGCCACGUACAUACUGCCUGGCUGAUAGUGAUGAGGAGUCUUCCAGCGCCGGGUCUUCUGAAGAGGACGAUGGGACGGAGAACGUCGCUGAUAAAAACUUGCAGCCGGGCGCAGAGGGAUACGCUGGAGUCCACAGGCCAAGCAAGAUCAUGAGGUUCGUGGACAAGAUAACCAAAAACAAAUACUUCCAGAAGGCCACAGAGACCGAGUUCAUUAAGAAGAAGAUAGAGGAAGUGUCAAACACACCACUCCUGCUCACUGUGGAGCUUCAGGAGUGUAAGGGAACACUGGCUGUCAACAUCCCUCCUCCCCCCACCGACAGGAUAUGGUAUGGCUUCCGCAGCCCUCCUCUUCUGGAGCUAAAGGCUCGUCCCAAACUCGGAGAGAGAGAAGUGACGUUCGCACACGUUACUGACUGGAUAGAAAAGAAACUGGAGCAGGAGUUUCGGAAAAUCCUCGUGAUGCCAAACAUGGACGACGUGUGGCUUACCGUCAUGCAUUCUGCCAUGGACCCUCGGUCAGACGUGAUGGCAACAGAGCGCAAGGGAGCCACGACUGUCCCCGAGGCUGAUCUCCUAUCCUCUGAGGAGGCGUGAAGGACCAAUACUAGUUCCAGUAUUGGCCAAAUGAGAGCUGAUAUCAUGGCUACUCGUCACUGAGAAGCAUAGAAAUACAACGCUGCUUUAGUUACUUUGUCAACAAGAAGGUUCAUUCCUGUGGAAGAAAUAUGCGAGGACAAACACAGAGAGUAUGUUUGAAGACGGAGAACAAGAGUAAAAAGUAAUGUAUAUGCAAGAAGGACAACAACAUGCAAUGAAAAUCUAUGAAGGAAGCAAAUAUGUAACCAGGUAAAGAUCUGUGCAUAUCUGUAUUUGAGUGCAUAAAGCGUUUGAACGUUAACCUCUGAUUUUUAUAAUGAAGUGCGGCAAAGCAAAACGUGUUCAACUUCUAACUGCACUACGAUUUAGUACAUACUAAACAUCUAUGAGCCCGAUGACGCCUGAGAUAGGCACAGGCUCCCCGUGACCCAAGGUAGUUCAGAUAAAGCGGUAAAAAAAUGAGUGAGAGAGUAAACCUCUAUGAAGCAUUGUUUUUUUUGUUUUCUCCCUGUGUGUCAUCUGCACAUUUUGUUAUGCACUAACACACCUGAUUUCUGCUACUGUAAUUAUCACACUGAACAUGUGAGUAACACAAAGUCAUGGUGCAGAAGAACUCGAAGACUCCUCUCUGUAUCUGACGAUAACCCUAAGCUGUGUGAUUUCUUCUAAAUGAUUCGAUCUUCGGUAUCAUUUCAGCCUGGAUCAGCUUUGAAGAACACUGUGCCUGAGUAAUCUUCUGAUAGCCUCACUUCAUUGAGGACAGUGUAAUGUUUUGUGUGUGAGUUUAUAAGAGAGAAUGUAAAUGUCUAUGGCUAUAUUUAAGGCGUAUGACCUGAUCGCCUGGAUUUAAUAUAAUACUAGCAUCAAAUGCAUACAUUUAAACAAACAGUUUAACAAUAAGCCCAAGUGUCUCAUCUUCUGAGCACAUAAUGAUCCACAAUAUCACAGUAUAUCGUAUAAUGCCAUAUCAGUACAUGUGGCCUGGGACUGCACUGUGUUUAAGUGUGUGUUUGUGGUCUGGACUGGUUUACACUACUUGCUCCAUUCGAUAUACACCACGCCUUAACUUUCCUCUACAUCGCCGUCACAAAACAUGCUUUUCCACACACAAGAUUUCUGUUAUUAACCAAAUACUGUGAUGUAACACAACACUAAUGAAAUCUUUCCAUACAGACACAUUAACACACAUUAACUCCAUAACAAACACUAAUAGAGACAGCUUAAUCAUUACAUCCAUACCUGGAAAAUGUCAUGCAAUUUAAAGGUGCAGUAUGUAAAAGUGGUUUUGGACCAAAUGAUCCUCUUGUAGUAGGAAAACCUCUUCAUCCUAUAUUGUGCUAUAUUGUACUCUACUUUUUUCACAAAUGAAGUUACAUCAUUUAAAAUUCUAGUCAGAAAAUGUGCAAUCUGUCCCUUUAAAUUUCCCUAUUUGAUCACUAACUAUAUAUAAUGCAUAAUAUUGUGUGAUUCCAGAGAUAUAUAAUGAAAUUAAAAAGAUCUGUUGAUUUAAAAUUAGACCAUUUCCCAGCUACAGUUUAUCUGGUACUUCGGCUCAAAAUUCUGUACAAGCUUAGGCGUUGGUUUUAGUUAUUAUGGUGCAGGAAGGGACACAUGUACAACUGACAACAAACACACAAGCAAAGCUCACACAAUCAUUCUGUAUCAUUGUUACCCUCUGAAUUAAGAAGAGUGUGUGUGUGUGUGUGCAGGGGUGUACGAAGGGGUGUUGAGAUAUGUGCGAUAUAUAGACAGUAUGCAGAAAGUCUAUGAGUAAUGAAUGUAUGAUUUUUGUAUUGUAUUGCGUGUGUGUGUGUGUGUGUAUAUAUAGGUCUAGUGUAUACAGUUCAUGCUACUAUAAUAGAGGUUAUUAUUUGAUACAAAUUAAGAAAAUAUGAAGAUCUUUUUAAAAAAAAAUAAUAAGACACUAAUAUAUAUAUAUAUA